Molecule: messenger RNA, 1494 nt
Organism: Vitis vinifera (wine grape)
Lineage: Eukaryota; Viridiplantae; Streptophyta; Magnoliopsida; Vitales; Vitaceae
Product: protein LAZY 1
Exons: 5
Coding region: 76-1221 (381 amino acids)
Biological process (GO): regulation of auxin polar transport; gravitropism
Source: RefSeq, a predicted model, not a curated record
UCAAAAGCUGCUUCUCUCAUCCUCUCCUCGCUACUGAAGUGAUCAGACAUCAAACUCUGAAGAAGGAUUUUAAAAAUGAAGUUACUAGGUUGGAUGCAUCGCAAGUUCCGGCAGAAUAGCAGUGAGCCACUCAAAGAUUUUGCCAUCGGACAAAGAUCACUGGAUGACCAACAAUACUACCCAAAGUCAAACUAUGGCACCAAGCCCUUAAGGCAACGAGACUACUACCUUCGAAAGUCAUUCGCUGGUCUAGAAGCAGCAAGAGAAGAAGAAGAAGAUGACUUUGAAGAAGAAUCAUCAGCAGCAAUUUCAGAACUCUUCCAUGGCUUUCUAGCAAUCGGUACCCUCGGCUCAGACCCAGUCGUCAAUGACCCAUCUACGCCAACAUUUGCCAUCUCUGUUGAGAACAUUACUGAGAAAGAAACUGAAGUGACAGAGAAUGAAUUGAAGCUCAUUAAUGAUGAGUUGGAGAAGGUGCUAGGAGCUGAAGCUAAAGAAGAUGGUUACUCAUCUGGGAGAAAUAGUCAUGUUAGCACAGGAAGAAGCAGUCAUGGUAGCACCAUCACACUUAGUGGCAAGCCAAUGGAAGGCACAGAGUCCAAUGGGAAUGGAACAACAGUAUGCCCACUCCAGGGCUAUCUUUUUGGGUCAGCAAUAGAAUUGCCAGAAACAACCACAGUGGCGAAAAAGGAACAUAGAACAUCUCUUGGUGAGCUUUUCCAGAGGAGUAAGGAGGAAAAUUCUGGAGCAAAAUGUGAGAGGGGGGAGAAGCGAACAGAUAAAGAAGCAGAUAAAUCUGCCGUGCAUAUCAUGAAAAAGAUGCUAAAGAAGAAAAUGCUCCAUGCUUCUUCAAGGAACUCUACUGCAGCUGGGGGAACAGUUGAUUCUGCUUCCGCAGAAACGAAGCUACAUAAGAUCCUACAUAUGUUCCACAGAAAAGUUCAUCCAGAAAGCUCAACCGCCACAGAAAAGCCAAACAGGCCCCACAAAAAUGAGAUCAAGAAUGGCAUCUUCUAUGACGGGGGGUGCAACAAUGGAGAUCGGAUGCUCCCAGACGAAGACAUCAUGAUAUUUCCUCAGAGAACCCUUUCGAAGGAGAGUAUACGACGUUACAAGAGCCAGUCUAACCCUCCCCAGUUCACACUUUGUGGCAAUGAUUCAAAUGGGAACAGGGAGUACUGGAUCAAAACAGAUGCAGAUUAUCUGGUGUUGGAGCUCUAAAAGUCAGAAGAAGCAGACAAGUGUAGCAUUGCCAUCCUCCAUCAAUAAGAAGCAUUGUGGUGUAUGUUAAGAAUCUCCUUAUCGGUGAGUGUCACUAGUAAUAUGUGAGUGAUUAUAUCAUAAUGGGCUUGAGAGAAACAAAAGAAUAAAAGAGGCAUGCCUCUUAUCAUCUUAUUCCUACCUUUGAGUGGUGACCGUAAACUUAAUUGUAAACACUGUUCAACUAUAUUCCAACUAGAGUUUGGAAUGUUAAAUUACCCUGGAUUUGUAUAA